Xenopus laevis (African clawed frog) is the source of this 3326-nucleotide messenger RNA. RefSeq names its product glutamine-rich 1 S homeolog (gene qrich1.S). NCBI's taxonomy places the organism in Eukaryota, Metazoa, Chordata, Amphibia, Anura, Pipidae. The coding region runs from base 271 to 2655 and encodes 794 amino acids. The transcript has 11 exons. The record is from RefSeq and is a predicted model, not a curated record.
UAGCAGAGGAGAUCUCGCGAGACAUUCGCCUGCCAUUGCGAUUGGCUGACGGACGCUGAAUGUAAGAUGGCGCCCAGGGAUCUGUGAGGCGAAAAUAAUCUAUCGGAAAAAAAGGAAUAAUAAUCACCCGAAGAGGGAGCGGAAGGACAGGGCAGAGCUCGGGGCCCCAGGUGUGUGGCAGCGGCACCGGAGGAGGAGGAGAGUGCCAAGCGGUGCCGGAGUGAAGCUCCUCCUGACAAGGAGCAGCUGGGGGUUUGACUCGUGUGCGCUAUGAAUAAUUCUUUGGAGAACACCAUUUCGUUUGAAGAAUAUGUCCGCAUGAAGGCCCGUUCAGUUCCACAGCACAGGAUGAAGGAGUUCCUGGACUCUUUGUCCUCAAAGGGACCUGAAGCCUUACAAGAAUUCCAGCAGCCGCCACCCACCACCACCAUGGUCUAUCAACAAGGAGCUAACUGCAUCUAUACAGACAGCACAGAGGUGGCAGGAUCCUUACUUGAACUGGCUUGUCCCGUUAAUUCAAGUGUGCAGCAACAGCAGGUGCAGCAGGAACAACAGAUACAAGUUCAAGCACAACAGGUGCAGAUUCAUGAAGCACUCACCAGGCCUUGGAAUCUUCUCCACCCUGCCCCACAGCUGAAUCGAAUGAACCUCUCCCCCGAGGGGUCCCUGGAUUCUGGUAUUUCAGAAGAAAUGUUGGUGCAGGUACAACAGUCACCACAGCAGGUAACAGGUCAACAGAUGUCGCCUCAACUUAACGUUCAUCCAUCAAAUGAGCAGCCAAUUCAAGUACAAGUACAGAUCCAGGGCUCAGGACAGUCGCAAACAAUACAAAAUCAGUCCCUGCAGACCCAGAGCCCUUCCCAGAUGCAAGUGGCUCAGAUCCAGGUUCAGCAUGUUCAGGCCCCUGAUAUGCAGGACAAUCACAUGCAGCAGCAGCAGCAUCAGAUCCAAGCACAGCUGGUGGCAGGACAGUCUGUGGGUGGCGCACUUUCCCCUCCGCCAAAUCAGCAAGGCUCCCCACGGGAAGGGGAGCGCCGUUCCAGCUCUUCGAGCGUCCUUCAGCCGGUAAAGAAACGCAAAGUGGACAUGCCAAUCACUUUGUCAUAUGCAAUCUCAGGACAGCCUCUUGCAGCUGUUUUGGCAAUUCCACAAGGGCAGCAACAGAGUUAUGUGUCUCUGAGGCCAGACUUACUAACAGUAGACAGUGCUCAUCUCUAUGGGGCUACUGGGACCAUUACAAGCCCAACAGGAGAGACGUGGACCAUCCCAGUGUACUCUGCUAAUGCCCGCGGUGAUUUACCACAACAAAACAUAACCCACAUAGCCAUCCCUCCAGAGGCCUACAAUGCCGUCCAUGUUACAGGUUCCCCCACUGUGGCGGCCGUAAAAUUAGAAGAAGAGAAGGACAAAAUGGUCAAAAAUACACACGAUGAAGUGGUGCAGACUCUUGCAAAUUCUCUAUUCCCAGCUCAGUUCAUGAAUGGGAAUAUCCACAUUCCAGUAGCUGUACAGGCUGUGGCAGGGGCAUACCAGAAUACAGCACAGACUGUACAUAUUUGGGACCCUCAACAACAAGCAACGCUACACGAGCAGGUGCAGCAGCAGCAGCAGCAGCAGCAGCAACAACAACAACAACAACAUCAUCAUCAUCAUCAGCUGCAGACACAAACUGUUAAUGAGGUAGAACCACAACCGCAACCUUCUCCCGAACUUAUGCUUCCCAAUACCUUGAAACCUGAGGAAGGGCUCCAGGUCUGGAAGAAUUGGGCACAGACAAAGAAUGCAGAGCUUGAAAAGGAAUCCCAAAACAGAUUAGCACCCAUUGGAAGACGUCAGCUACUGAGGUUUCAGGAAGAUCUCGUAUCCUCAGCAGUUGCGGAGUUAAAUUAUGGGCUGUGUUUAAUGACUAAAGAGGCGCGCAACAUGGAAGGUGAACCCUACGAUGCUGAUGUUCUCUACUACAUUUUCCUGUGUAUACAGAAGUACCUUUGUGAGAACGGAAGAGUAGAUGACAUAUUCUCUGACAAUUACUACAUCAAGUUUACAGAAUGGCUUCAUGAGGUUCUGAAAAAUUAUCAACCCCGAGUCACUCCUAUUGGGUACGUCAUCCCCAGCCAUGUGACAGAGGAGAUGCUUUGGGAGUGUAAGCAGCUGGGAGCACACUCUCCUGCCACACUACUUACAACUCUUAUGUUUUUUAACACAAAAUAUUUCCUGUUAAAAACCGUUGACCAGCACAAUAAAUUGGCAUUCUCUAAAGUGCUACGGCAAACAAAGAAAAAUCCCUCCAAUCCAAAAGAUAAGAGCACGAGCAUCCGCUACCUGAAAGCACUUGGGAUCCAUCAAGCAGGGCAGCAAAAAGGUUUCUCAAUAACAGACGACAUGUAUGCAGAGCAAACCGAGAACCCAGAAAAUCCAUUGCGAUGUCCCAUUAAAUUGUAUGACUUCUACCUCUUCAAAUGCCCACAGAGUGUAAAAGGUCGAAACGACACGUUCUAUUUGACGCCAGAACCAGUUGUAGCCCCCAACAGUCCAAUCUGGUAUUCUACACAGCCAAUCAGCAGAGAGCAAAUGGAACAGAUGUUAACCCGAAUUCUGCUCAUCCGAGAGAUCCAGGAAGCCAUUGUGGUUGCAAGUGCCAGCAACAUGCACUAAUUCAUUCUUUCUGGGCACAGAAGAUAUGUAAAAGCAAGAGAGGAAAAAGCCUGUACAGACUUUUACACUAAAAUAAGAUGCCUACUUUUUCUGUUAUUUUUAUUUUAUUUUUUAUUGGUGUAGUAAUGGAGCCCUUUUAGGCUCCUCCUGUUUAAAAUAAAGUAAGUAAAAGCGCCCAAAUGUGCAUCUUAAAGAGAAAAAAAAAAAUAAUGAAGAAUCUGCUUUCUGAAUGGCUGAAAUGAGAAAUGGUUACUGACAUUUUAAAUUUCCCCUUUAUCCUUUUAGCAUGGGGUAGAACUAUUUUAUUUGGGGGAAAGAAAGGCAUCUUAGGUUGAAUGGGAUGGACUGAGAAGCUGCUCACGCCAUUGCCUACCACAUAUAUAUGGACAUUUAUUCUGUAUUUCCAGUUGCAGGGAAAAGCAACCCCUGGUUUUAUAUAACUACAUAUAUAAAAUAUUUCAGAAAAAGCGGGAAUAUUUCAUUAACCUAAAUAUAUAUUUCUUUUUUUUUUUCCUGGCCCAAUUUAUCAAGGCCUUAAACUGCAGGCAUAUGAGCCUAUGUACAUUUCUUGUAAUAUAAUCUUGUGUAUCUGCUGCAGAUAUCUCCAUAUUUCUCCAUUGUUCUUAUGCUCUUUGUUUUAUUAAGAAUGACAAGCACGUCUUUUUAACAUG